This is a messenger RNA of Candoia aspera, 2993 nucleotides long. It is a transcript of the gene ROR1, whose product is annotated as receptor tyrosine kinase like orphan receptor 1. The transcript has 9 exons. Gene Ontology annotation, biological process: positive regulation of neuron projection development; protein phosphorylation; cell surface receptor protein tyrosine kinase signaling pathway. Gene Ontology annotation, molecular function: Wnt-protein binding; protein kinase activity; ATP binding. NCBI's taxonomy places the organism in Eukaryota, Metazoa, Chordata, Lepidosauria, Squamata, Candoiidae. Gene Ontology annotation, cellular component: signaling receptor complex; plasma membrane. The coding region runs from base 177 to 2993 and encodes 938 amino acids. The record is from RefSeq and is a predicted model, not a curated record.
CUGAAAAGCGAGGGAGGCGGCAACACGGCCAGCAAAGGCAGCCGCCUGGGGGCCCGUUUCACAGCCCGGCCUUGGACGGAGAGGAGAGGACCGGCAGGCGAAACCCCGUUCCGGCGACCCGGCUUCGGAUUCCUGGAUGUUGGAGUAGCGAGGACGGACGAGGAGCCGGCUCAGGAAUGCAGCGGCAGCUCCAUCCGGGCAGCUGGAAGAGGAGCCCUUUCCUGCUCCAGCUGCUCCUGUGGCUGCACACGAGGAGCCUGGCCGAACCCGCCGCCCCAGGAACAAAUGUGUCAGCUACUGCUGAUUUAAUGCCUACAUCAUAUUGGAACAUGUCAAAUGAAGUAGAUAAAGAUUAUUUCUUGACACUAGAUGAGCCGAUGAACAAUAUCACCACUACUCUGGGUCAGACUGCGGAACUGCACUGUAAGGUUUCCGGUAAUCCUUCUCCAACUGUGCGUUGGUUGAAAAACGACGCUCCUGUUGUGCAAGAACCCAGGAGGAUAUCCUUUCGUGCAACAAGCUAUGGGUCCCGAUUACGAAUAAGAAACCUUGAUACCACAGACACUGGUUAUUUUCAAUGUGUGGCAACAAAUGGCAGGAAGACAGUCUCUACAACAGGGGUAUUAUUUGUGAAAUUUGGUCCUCCUCCAACAGCAAGCCCAGGAACAUCAGAUGAAUACGAAGAGGAUGGAUUUUGUCAACCAUACCGGGGAAUUGCAUGUGCAAGAUUUAUUGGAAAUAGAACCAUUUAUAUGGAAUCCCUGCAUAUGCAAGGAGAAAUAGAAAAUCAAAUUACUGCUGCCUUCACAAUGAUUGGAACUUCAAGUCAUUUAUCAGAUAAAUGUUCGCAGUUUGCUAUUCCAUCUCUGUGCCAUUAUGCUUUCCCAUAUUGUGAUGAGACUUCUUCUGUCGCAAAACCACGAGAUCUUUGCCGUGAUGAGUGUGAGAUUCUGGAAAACGUUCUUUGCCAAACUGAAUAUAUAUUUGCAAGAUCCAAUCCUAUGAUUUUGAUGCGGUUAAAGCUGCCUAACUGUGAAGAUCUUCCACAGCCUGAUAGCCCUGAGGCUAUAAACUGUAUCCGCAUUGGCAUCCCUAUGGCAGAUCCGAUCAAUAAAAAUCACAAAUGUUUCAACAGCACAGGAGUGGACUAUCGAGGGACCAUAAGUGUAACCAAAUCUGGGCGACAGUGCCAGCCUUGGAACUCACAGUAUCCCCACACCCACACUUUCACUGCUGUCAGGUACCCAGAACUGAAUGGAGGCCAUUCCUACUGCCGAAACCCAGGCAAUCAGAAAGAGGCCCCAUGGUGCUUCACCUUAGAUGAAAAUCUCAAGUCAGAACUUUGUGACAUCCCAGUCUGUGAUACAAAGGACUCCAAGGAAAAGAAUAAAAUGGAAAUCCUCUAUAUAUUGGUGCCCAGUGUUACAAUUCCUCUGGCUAUUGCCUUACUGUUUUUCUUCAUCUGUAUUUGCCGGAAUAACCAGAAGUCAUCUUCUCCGCCAGUGCAAAGACAGCCUAAGCACGUCAGAGGACAGAACGUAGAGAUGUCUAUGCUAAAUUCAUAUAAACCAAAGAGCAAAGCCAAAGAGCUACCCCUUUCUGCCGUCCGUUUUAUGGAAGAAUUGGGUGAAUGUGCUUUUGGAAAAAUCUAUAAGGGACAUCUUUAUUUACCAGGAAUGGACCAUGCUCAGCUGGUUGCAAUAAAGACCCUUAAGGACUGUAAUAAUCCACCACAGUGGGCAGAGUUCCAGCAAGAAGCCUCUUUGAUGGCAGAAUUACAUCAUCCAAACAUUGUUUGCCUUCUUGGGAUUGUGACACAAGAGCAACCAGUCUGCAUGCUUUUUGAAUAUAUGAACCAAGGAGACCUCCAUGAAUUUCUUAUUAUGCGAUCACCACAUUCAGAUGUUGGAUGUAGCAGUGACGAGGAUGGUACUGUAAAAUCCAGCUUGGACCAUGCUGAUUUUCUCCACAUAGCUGUCCAGAUUGCAGCAGGAAUGGAAUACUUGUCGAGUCAUUUUUUUGUCCAUAAGGAUCUGGCUGCACGCAAUAUUUUAAUUGGAGAACAGCUCCAUGUGAAGAUUUCUGAUUUGGGACUGUCAAGAGAAAUAUAUUCAGCAGAUUAUUACAGAGUUCAAAAUAAAUCCCUCCUGCCCAUUCGUUGGAUGCCGCCAGAGGCAAUUUUGUAUGGAAAAUUCUCUUCUGAUUCAGACAUCUGGUCCUUUGGUGUUGUCCUGUGGGAGAUUUUUAGUUUUGGUCUUCAGCCCUAUUAUGGAUUUAGUAACCAAGAAGUCAUUGAAAUGGUCAGGAAACGACAGCUUUUACCAUGCUCUGAAGACUGCCCUCCCAGAAUGUACAGCUUGAUGUCAGAAUGCUGGCAUGAGCUGCCUUCUAGGAGGCCAAAAUUCAAAGAUAUCCAUGCCAGACUGCGCUCUUGGGAGGGGAUGUCAAGUCAUACUAGCUCUACUACUCCUUCUGGUGGAAAUGCUACCACUCAAACUACGUCUCUCAGUGCAAGUCCAGUUAGCAACCUAAGUAAUCCCAGGUAUCCUAACUACAUAUUUCCAGCACAAAGUAUGCCACAGGGCCAAAUUACUGGAUUCCUUGGCCCACCUAUACCUCAAAACCAGCGAUUUAUUCCUAUAAAUGGAUAUCCAAUACCUCCUGGAUAUGCCGCUUUUCCAGCUGCCCAUUACCAACCUGCAGGUCCACCAAGGGUCAUUCAACACUGUCCUCCACCAAAGAGUCGUUCACCAAGCAGUGCAAGUGGGUCUACUAGCACCGGUCAUGUGACCAGCUUGCCCUCUUCAGGAUCCAAUCAGGAUGCAAAUAUUCCCCUGCUGUCUCAUAUGUCAGUGCCAAAUCAUCCAAGUGGGAUUAGUAUAACCGUUUUUGGAAACAAAACUCAAAAACCUUACAAAAUUGACUCCAAACAAGCAUCUUUAGAUUCCACUAUUCAUGGGCAUAAUGAAACUGUGAUUGCAGCAGAGAUGUAA